AUGGCCGCUAAACAACACCGUAUUGGUUCACCCUGUGAUGAAGAUGUUUCCGGGCUCCAACUUCAGGAACUACCACUGACAACUGGUAACGGCACCAUUCUAUGCGACCUAUCCACCCCAUUCCAUCGUCCAUUUGUCCCACCAUCUCCCCGCCGUAACGUUUUCUCCUCCCUGCACAAUCUAUCUCUCCCUUGGAGUUGGGCUACCGAUAAGCUGGUUUCCGACCGCUUCGUCUGGUCUGGGACGCGUAAGGACCUCAAAGCAUGGAUAUGGGCUUGUAUCGCCCAUCAACGGAGUAGGAUCCAGCGACACAACAAGGCCCCCAUUGGCACCUUCCCCGGCCUUGGUGCAAGGUUCUGUCACGUUCACCUCGACAUUGUAUGUCCCCUGCCUCUGUUCAGUGGUUGUUCUUAUCUCCUCACUUGUGUGGAUCGGUUCAAUAGAUGGCCUGAAGCUAUUCCCUGCCUGGCAUUGCUGCUCCAAUGGUGGUCAAGGUUUUUUUCAGUCGUUGGGUUGCCAUCUUUGGUGCACCCUUCACUGUCAUGACUGACUGCGGUGUCCAGCUUGAGUCUAACCUCCUCCUGUCUCUCCUCCCAUUUUUAAACUGUACCCGCACCCGGAGGACAGCCUAUCACCCGGCUACCAACGGGAGGGUUGAGCGGUUUCACUGCCAGUUGAAAACCUCUCUACGCGCCGCGGAUGAUCCCGAGAAUUGGACAGGCAAUCUUCCUCUGAACCUCUUAGCAUCCGUUUUGCUCUCAAGCCUGACCUUGACUGUUCCGAUGCUGAAAUGGUCUUCGGCGCCACUGUCCGACUUACUGGUGAGAUAAUCUCGCCAAAUCCUCGUGGCGUGGUCGGGGAUCCCAACAGCCUCCUGCAUCGACUCCGGCAGCUGAUGCGGACACCUUCUCUGGUUCCGCCCAGGUCUUCCGCCUCUCCGUCUUAUCUCGAGAAGGACUUGGCCGUGGGGGCUUACGUCUACCUUCGAUAUGGUCGAGUCCGCUGGCCUCUGGAACCGCCCUAUGACGGCCUCUUCCGGGUCCUCUCUCGAAGGACGAAGGCGUUUCACAUUUAA
Molecule: messenger RNA, 1075 nt
Organism: Spirometra erinaceieuropaei
Lineage: Eukaryota; Metazoa; Platyhelminthes; Cestoda; Diphyllobothriidea; Diphyllobothriidae
Source: the annotation of a GenBank genome assembly